Molecule: messenger RNA, 1194 nt
Organism: Musca domestica (house fly)
Lineage: Eukaryota; Metazoa; Arthropoda; Insecta; Diptera; Muscidae
Product: transmembrane protein 18-like
Exons: 4
Coding region: 135-599 (154 amino acids)
Cellular component (GO): nuclear membrane
Source: RefSeq, a predicted model, not a curated record
CAGCUCCACAUAUGAUUAGCCGCCGCCGUCGUAAGAAUUUGGUUGCUUCGUUGUUUGACCGGAACAACACAACUCUAUCUUAAAAUCCUACAAAAUAAUCUUGAAAUAAAUAGUUAAUAUUUUACAUUUAAAAUAUGGCAAUCGAUCCAAAUUUUAUUGAAGUCAAUGAAAUUACCGACUAUUGGACAUUCUUAAGAAGUAUAGACUGGAUGGAUCCAUGGUUAAUUGGUCUAAUAGUCUUGCAUGUACUGACAACAACAACUACUCUACUGACCAGGAAUAAUACAAAUUUCCAAAUAUUUUUAUUUUUAAUAUUGCUGUCUGCCGUAUACUUUUCCGAAUCCAUAAAUGAAUAUGCAGCCAUGAAUUGGCAUUCAUUUUCCAAACAGCAAUAUUUUGAUAGCAAUGGCCUAUUUAUAUCUACUGUAUUCUCAAUACCAAUACUGUUGAAUUGUAUGCUUUUGAUUGGCGCUUGGUUGUACAAUUCAACACAAAUGAUGGCAAAAUUGAAAAUUGCCCAAUUAAAGGACAAAGCACGAAAAGAACGUCUACAACAACAACAAUCACAAGACGAUCAAGAUCAUAUGAAACAGCAGUAAUAUACCAAGGACACAAACAAUAACUAUUUACUUAAUAAUAUUAUUAUUUUUAAAACAAAAAACAAAACACACAUAUGCAUACUAAAAAGAGCAACGACUAUACAAAUGACUUACUGAAUUACUUAUAAAAUAACUAAGUUCAAUUGUCAAUUUAUCUCGUAAACUAUAUGUAUAUAAGGUUUCCUUCGCAAAUAGCAUAGCAAUUAAAACAUUUUCUGUUUCAAGCCGAUUAUAUAUAGACUUUUUUUAUUUUUGAAAUCCGUAGGUCGUGUAUAUGCUAAAGUGUCAUUGCUAUAGACUAUUUUUUACAACAAUACCAAACAUAAGUGUUCCCCUUAAUUAGAUUUUUUUCGUAAAAGACUUAAAACAUAGUGAUGUUUUUUUUUUAUAUUUUGCGUGUUUUCAUAAAAAGUAAUAUCUAGUUAUAUGUCAUUUUUAAUAUAAAUAACAUUUUUUAUAAUUUUCAAAUUUCAUUUAAAUGAAAUUAUAUAUAGAAAUAUCAAUGUAUGCCAUAGCCAUGUAAAAGCUUUAUAUGUAUAGAUUUGUAGUAUGUAAUACAAAGAAUAUAUAAUAACAACUGUUGAAAAUCAAAUAA